Branchiostoma belcheri (Belcher's lancelet) is the source of this 1176-nucleotide messenger RNA. Its product is annotated as vasopressin V2 receptor-like. Gene Ontology annotation, biological process: G protein-coupled receptor signaling pathway. The coding region runs from base 1 to 1176 and encodes 391 amino acids. The record is from RefSeq and is a predicted model, not a curated record. The transcript has 2 exons. Gene Ontology annotation, molecular function: peptide binding; G protein-coupled receptor activity. Gene Ontology annotation, cellular component: membrane. NCBI's taxonomy places the organism in Eukaryota, Metazoa, Chordata, Leptocardii, Amphioxiformes, Branchiostomatidae.
AUGGCAAACUCCAGCCGUAUAGGGAACCAUUCAGCUGCUGGGCCGUUUCAUGACGACUAUUACUUCGAUGACAACGGCACCCUUUCAGCAAACGUCACCCCGACGUCUGCAUCCCUGACUCUAAAACACGACGCGAACGUCCGUAUCCUCACGCUGUCCAUCAUGGUGGUGAUCGGCGUGGUCGGGAACAUGCUGGUCUUCGCCUGGAUGUGGCGAAAUCGCCGCCGAAAGUCCAACGUGAACUACCUGAUCCUAGGCCUGGCCAUCGCGGACCUGUCGGUGGUGACCGUGACCAUGCUGACUCAGAUCAUCUGGGAGUCCCUGGAGGAACGAUGGUACGCCGGAAACGUCAUGUGUAAGGUCAUCAAGGUCGGACAGGCUCUGGGGCUGAUGGCGUCCAGCAACAUGCUGGUGGUGAUUGCCAUCGAUCGCCACCACGCCAUCCGCAGCCCCAUGAAGCGGGCUCUGCCUGCGAAGAGGAUGAUCGUCGCCGCAUACUCCGUCGCCCUGCUUUGCUCCCUACCGCAAGCCUACAUCUUCAGAGAGGUGACGACGCCGACGGGCGAAAGCUUCUGCAAGGCGAUCUUCCGCGAGGUGGGCAGAUGGCACCUGCAGGCUUACAUCACGUACGUCGCCAUGGUGCUGUUCUCCGUCCCCUUGCUCAUCAUCAUCGUGGCGUACGCCAGGAUCCUGAAGAAGAUCUCCGACAGGGUCCGAGACGGAAAGUCUCCCCUCUCCACCAGGAGACACAACAGGAUUUACAUUCAGAGCAACAACAACGAGGCGAUGAUCCGCGCCAAGAUGAAGACGCUGAAGAUGACCAUGGUGAUCAUCCUGACCUUCAUCAUCUGUGGGACGCCGUACUUCAUCGUGGAGAUGUGGAUGGCGUUUGGAGAUCCUGCAACACUGGACAUGCGAGUCGUUGGAGUUUUGGGAAUCUUCGCCAGCGCCAACACAGCAACCAACCCGUUCGUCUUCCUCUACUUCAACACCAAGUCCGACUGCCUCUCCGGCAUCUUCGGACGGCGGAAAGAAAGUCCAAAGGCGAGAAACACCACCAGACAUGAAGGUACGGAGAUGGGACGCCUGACACCGAUGUCGAUGGCCAGGUCAGAGUCGCGCGAACCUCCAAGCAUCCAGGCAAGCAGUCGCACGCUUUACGAACACGUGCUGUGA